GCGAGUUGCUCAGUGCUUUAAAUACCAUCGUAGAUAUCCUUUGCUGUAGAGUUAUGAGCUGUUGUCUGUAUUCAAUAUGACUUUGGAUACCUUGAUUGAUAUCCUCUAUAUCGGGGCGGGAAACAUCACCUUUGGCAACGACAACGUUCUCUGGAAUCACUCUCUACGCGUUGAACGACUUCUCGGCCCUCGUCUCAAUGUAGUCGCCAUCAUUGAUCCAAACUAUGAACGAUACAAGCAAGUUUUGGGUCAGAAACUGGCUUCUUCCGCUGCAGCUGCCUACAAAACUACCAAAUACUUUCCUUCACUGCAAUCUCCUGGUGCACUCGACUACCUGACCAGCACAAACAUCGAUCUCUUCAUCCUCGGUACUCCUCCACUAUAUCGCGGUACGACGUAUCCAAACCGAGAUUUAGAGCUUGAAAUCCUAAAACACUUUGGAAACAAGCCCACCAUCUUUCUCGAAAAACCCGUCGCAGUCACUCGUCCUGACCAGCCUCUCGAAGUCGCUCACAGUCUCAACGAUGCAAGGCUCACUAUCGGUGUUGGGUACAUGAUGCGCUACCUGAAAGUCGUUCAAAAAGCAAAGUCGAUCAUCUCGAAAAAUAACCUCACAGUCAGCUGCAUCAUUGCGCGCUAUGCAAAUGCAUACCAGCGAGUCCGCAAAGUGGACUGGUGGACAAAGUCGCAGCAAGGAGGGCCUAUCAUCGAACAAGCUACUCAUUUCUGCGAUCUCGUUCGUUAUUUGGGCGGUGAAGUCAUCAUGGAGUCGGUCAAAUCCCAAGCGUUAGAGCACUGGGAACCCGCUGGAAAACUAUCGCACCAGUGCAUCGACGAGUCAGCCAUCCCAGCAAACGAUCGGAUUCCGCGAGCUACGACAGCGAUGUGGAAGUUCGAGUCAGGAGCGGUUGGUACACUGAUUCACGUUGUUGCCUUGCACGGCAUCCGUUUCUCAAACGAGAUAACUAUCUACGCAGAUGGCUACCAACUCCGACUCCGCGAACUGUACACAACGCCGACCUUAUACGUGCGUUCGCCAGAGUCCGACACUGAGGAGAAAGUCUACACAUACCCCGGCGACGACCCAUUUUUUAACGAGAUGGAGACAUUUAUAUCAGUAGCUGCCAAGCGCGCAAAUAAGCCUCUACCUGACCGAUGUAACUCAACAGAGGCUGACGAACCACCUCCUGCCGAAGAGAUCCUGACAAGCUACGAGGAUGCUUGUAAAACCUUUGCGAUGACCUGGAAGAUCAGAGACGAGAGCGAGAUCAAGGCUGAUUAUGAGCGCAGCUUUUGACGUGGUCAUAUGUACAAUUGGUAGUUGUAAUAUGAGCAGUUAAUAGUAGUAUCU
Molecule: messenger RNA, 1351 nt
Organism: Myxozyma melibiosi
Lineage: Eukaryota; Fungi; Ascomycota; Lipomycetes; Lipomycetales; Lipomycetaceae
Product: putative oxidoreductase C terminal-domain-containing protein
Exons: 1
Coding region: 77-1297 (406 amino acids)
Molecular function (GO): nucleotide binding
Source: RefSeq, a predicted model, not a curated record